This is a messenger RNA of Australozyma saopauloensis, 2616 nucleotides long. RefSeq names its product Vac7p (gene VAC7). Gene Ontology annotation, biological process: positive regulation of phosphatidylinositol biosynthetic process; protein localization to vacuolar membrane; vacuole inheritance. Gene Ontology annotation, cellular component: fungal-type vacuole membrane; PAS complex. The coding region runs from base 1 to 2616 and encodes 871 amino acids. The record is from RefSeq and is a predicted model, not a curated record. The transcript has a single exon. NCBI's taxonomy places the organism in Eukaryota, Fungi, Ascomycota, Pichiomycetes, Serinales, Metschnikowiaceae.
AUGUCAUCCGCUGGCCAACUGGACCCGAAGGGUCUGUCGAAAAGCCCUCCCAUGUCGCCCAAAUCUGCACAAUUCCAUCUACUUCCGCCUCCCAAACCAGCAACCGACACUACAAGUUCACUGGCAGCCACCCCAGAAAUAGAGGAAAACAAAUCGAAGAAACAGGAUAAGAAACCUCUAAUACUGCAGCCACUGCCUUUGUCAAAUACCGUCAGUCCCGCCUCGCUCUAUUCGGUACUGCCUGCGUCAGGACUGAAUGGACAGCUCAACACGGGCCCAUCUGUAAUCAACAAGCAGCUUUUGUCCAAACUCAACAAGUCAUUGAAGGAAAAACAGAAGGUGACAAGUACCAAGGAAUCUCAUGCUCGUAAUUCUGCCCUGAUCCAGGAGGUCAUGUCUCCUGCCCUGCAACAAAGUUUCAAUGUUUCAGGUUCCGCCUCGAGCGAGACCACCGGAACACAUAAUAAUGUACCGCUUAACGAGAGUAUGGAUCUGGAUUGGGCCGCUGACUCUGAUGUCAGUAAUCUCACAGGUCAGGGCAAAGAUGAUGUUAGUGUAAAGGCCAAAAGUAAACUGGUAGCGAAGCAGAAUUCCACGCGGACGGAUUUCUUUGCCGCUAAAUUGGCUAUUGCUGUAGACGACGUUGAAUCCUCCGAUAGUGACGAGACAUUCAUCUACGAAACAAACGCGAACGAGUACAAUGCUGAUGACAGGAACGGAGUUCCAACCGGAUUGUCUCAAGACGAACAAAGAAAACAACAACAGAUUUCAAUCGCGGAUAAUGCUAGUCAAGCAAACCCCGACGUGAUGUCGCUUUCUGGCAGUGUUAGAGGUGCUUCAAAUCUAGGGUCUCAUGCCACCAGCCCAACCGCCGAGAUUCGAAAAGAUGAGGACAGCAGUUCAUUUGUCAUGCCACCUCCUCAUCAUUCAGUUACAAAAGCGGAGUCCAUUCAUUCCUUACAAUCAAUGAAGUACAAUCUACGAAAUACCUUCAAUACGACUCCGCCAGUGAAUGCCAAUAGCAGAUCUCAAAGCGUCAAUCACACACCCGCCAAUCAUAAUGAAAAUCCGGUAUUUUCAAAUCCAUACUUUGACAAUUUGCAAAAGGAUAAUUUGAACUUUGGGGGUAAGAAUAGCAAUCAAUCAUUGGCAAGCACGGAAGACAAAAACCAGGGAAUGAGAUACUCAAUCCUGCACUACGCGGACUCAACAUUGAUGCCAUAUGGUGUAAAUGAAACCCUCACGAAUUCGAACAGCAUCAAUGAGCCAUAUGUUGACGGAAAUUUCUCCUCAGACGACGAUGAAGACGCUAGCAACGAUGAAACAUCAUCACAUGGUGACACAAAUCUGAUGUGUACCGAUGCCCACGGUAGUAGUGCUCUUCGUCCUAAUGGUCAGAGGCCAAUCGAUACCGCCUCUGUGUCAAGCAAAGCCAAGAAAAACAAGUCGUCCACAACCUCGUCGAAGCUCAGGUCAACUACUUCUAAAUUAUUUGAUAAAAAGGGAGCACAACCAAGAAGAUACAGCACUAUACCUGACGAUAUUGAUAUCGAAGACUUCGAUGAUGAAUUAAUCUAUUACGACAAUAACAAUAUCAGAUUCCCCUAUGGCUCGCACCAGGACAACACCAAUGAAAGUUCCUCUUUAGUUGGUGGCGGAAAGAUACCACAUUAUCGCUCACUUAAUCUUAAUUUUGGGGCCAGGAAGCCUUCAAAACAAAUUAAAGGGCAGAGGUUUCUGUCCUUGGGCUAUGUACCUUCUUCGCAUGUCAACGGAAACAAAAGAAAUGAUAUAUUCCCGUUUCCAUACAUGGAACACGAGCAACCUUAUUUAGACUUCGAUGAGUACAAUGAAGAUGCAAAGAUGGGAAUGAAUGACCAAAUACGGGCCAAGAGAAUUUCUUCAAACCGUACCCACUUUCUGGGAGACGGCUACAUCAUUCCAAGGUAUUCCAACGAGGACCUCAAGAGCAACAGAAAGGGCUCCACUGCAAAAAAUGUGAUAUACACCUUGCUUGGCAUAAGCCUUAUACUUUCUCUCGGAUUUGUCCUUGGCUUUUUCUUGGCUUCUACCAAAGAAUUAGCAAAUGUAUCUAUUGUCAGCAUUGAAAACCCUCUAGUGAGUCAGGAUGAAUUGGUAUUCAGCAUUGUGAUUGAAGCACUGAACCCUGGUUGGUUUGCUGUUUCGAUAAAUGAUCUCGAACUAGAUAUAUUUGCAAAAAGCGGUUACUUAGGAGAACAGAAUAUCGAAAGUGGUCUUGAAACAGUGCUUUUAGGAAGUGUACUCAAUCUUGAAUCAGCUGUGACAUUUGAAGGUAUGUUUUUCCACCGCAAGCGAAGCCGUCACACGGGAGAAAUUAAAUUAGUUAGCCCAGGACGAAAUAUUACCGGCUCAAGAGUGACAGAGUCCCCGGAUGCCCAGAAGAUAAUAUCUCAAACACAUGGAAGUGAGCCGACAAGUCUUCCUGAUAACUCCGAGAAGUGGUCCAUAAUAUCCAAACAUCCGUUUGAUCUCAUCCUUCGAGGAGUUCUCAAAUACAACCUACCUAUCACUUCGGCUACAAAAACUGUUGUUGUGAACAAAGUAGGAUAUGUUGAUCCUUCCGUACCUAGCUAA